AUGCCUGGACCACUAAUAAGAGGACGAACAAAGACCCAUCAUGGCUUGGCUGUAGCUGACACUCAGGUAGUUGUGAAAUCUGCUGGGUAUCGGGAAGAUGAUCCAGACGUUACAAAAUUUUUUAUGGUCGUUACCGAUGGUGAACAGACAAUACAUUCGCGUCGUAGUGGAUACAAAUACGUCAGAGAAGCAAUGCAGCCAUUCUUUAAACGUAGAAAUUUAAAUAUCUUUGCUGUGGGCAUCGGCUUAGAAGAGAAUUCUCGAGGUUAUAGACAAGUUAAAGAUAUGGUGAAAGAUGAAGAGAACGCCUUCUUUCCAAAAAAUUUUAAAGACUUAAAUAAAAUAACCAUGGAAUUGAUCAACAAGCUGUUUAAUGUUUCUUUCAUAUGUGCUUCUCAAAAAGACGACUGCCAUCCUUCUUUUGCCAAAUGCACAGACACAUCUCCUGGGAAAUAUACCUGUAAAUGUAUUGUUGGCUACACUGGAGAUGGUAAACAGUGUAUUCGAAAGAACCUCCAACCGAUGGGAGACGGGAAGUUUUACGAAGAAUUCAUGCAAAUUCCUUCAAAAGAAGCUUCUGCCAAUCAUUUACUCACGAAUUUCCUUCAUGUUAAAAAUGGUGUGCGAAAUAAGACACGGAAAUUUUUCGAAGACAUUGUCAUUUUAUUGGAUUCAUCUGGAUCCAUCCGAUCUCGUGAAUUCAAGAAGGGGAAAUGCGCUUUAAAAUAUCUCAUUAAUGCUGAAUUACCUGACAGUUACAACAUUUACUGGGCUGGUGUUCAGUACUCUUACGACGCAACAAUUAUUUUUGAUUUCGUUCCUACUUCUCAAGCUGCAAACAAAUCUCACUCAUUUACAUAUGAGGGUCGCGCAACAAACACUGCUGAAGGCUUAAAAGGAGCAAAACAGCUAUUUGAUCGCCCAAGAAGAGGAAGUCGUCCCGGAUCAUGGAAAAAGGUAUUGCUUGUCACUGAUGGACAAUACAAUGUAAACAAAAUGCUAUCAAUGCAUAAUGCAUAUGAACUGAAACACGCUCGAGUUGAAAUCUUCGUUAUCGUUAUUGGAAAGUUCCCACGUGAUAUUGAAGAAAUUUAUAAUAUUGCUUCACCCCACCACAAGAUCAUGUUCUUAGCAUUAGAAGCUAUAGUGAUUUCAUCGAUGUAGUGCUACUUGCCAUUAAGAAAAUCAGUCCUAUUCAACAUAAAAUACUACAGAGUUUUCCACCUCCUUGUUAAAGUAUAAACAACUAAAGAAAGUGAGAACAAAAAACCAUUUGCAAUUCUUAGUUUCGACAUGAUUUAGUAAGUUAGACAAGGAAGUUGUAUACUUUUUUAGACCUUUUUUUCUGCAUGCUUAAACCUAUUAUUCUAUACCUUUUGUGUGUAUUUAGCGAUAAUAAUCAUUGUCCAGAAUUGAUACACUUUACAAGAGAAACUUUGUUUGAUGUUUGAAAGGACAUCGUUAAAUAAUAUUUAAUGCAAAAAUAGAACUUUUGCCUGGCAUUUCAAAGUUUAAAGAGAAUAGCUUUGCUCUAAUUAUUGUAGUUAAAGCAGUAUAUUUUAGCAGUAAACUGUAGUAUUCAUGUAAA
This is a messenger RNA of Xenia sp. Carnegie-2017, 1588 nucleotides long. Its product is annotated as cartilage matrix protein-like. The transcript is spliced from 5 exons. Bases 1 to 1164 code for a protein of 387 amino acids. The record is from RefSeq and is a predicted model, not a curated record. NCBI's taxonomy places the organism in Eukaryota, Metazoa, Cnidaria, Anthozoa, Malacalcyonacea, Xeniidae. Gene Ontology annotation, molecular function: calcium ion binding.